GAGUCUGCAGCAGUCGAGGAGUCGGACUGAGUUCAAGUUCAGAAGUGCUUUACACAUGAAAUCUACUGGCUCUCUAGCUGAUUCUGCCCUGUCACCAUCUCAACAGAAUUGGAUUUACAGUCAUGGAGGAACAUCAGCAGCAUGUACACUGUGUGAACUGUGUCAGCCGUCGUUGUAUGACCAGACCAGAGCCUGGCGUUUCCUGUGAUUUGAUUGGCUGCCCGUUGGUUUGUGGAGCAGUUUUUCACUCAUGUAAAGCUGAGGAACAUCGCAUGUUAUGUCCACUUGAAAGAGUGCCUUGUUUGAACAGUGGCUUUGGAUGUCCCUUCAUAGUAGCCCGAAAUAAAAUUGCUGAUCAUCUAGAAGUUUGUCCUGCAAGUGUGGUGUGUUGUACCAUGGAGUGGAAUAGAUGGCCAGUCAGUUACGCAGACCGAAAAUCUUAUGAAAAUCUGAGUAAAGAUGUUGAUGAAGUGGAACAACUAGAUAUGGCUUUAGCCCUUCAAGACCAGCGCAUGUUAUUAGAAUCACUUAAAGUAGCAACUAUGAUGUCAAAAGCAGGUGAUCAAAUACCAGAAUCCAGAGAGCAAACCUCUGUCAAAUCAAGUGCCCCAGAUACAGUGCAUUCAAAUGGUUUGAUGCCUGUAGAUGAAGAGUCUUAUGGUGCUCUUUAUCAAGCUACUGUAGAAACAACGAGGAGUUUAGCUGCUGCUCUGGAUAUCCUGAACACUGCUACAAGGGACAUUAAUAUGUUAAGUUCAAGCCUCUGCAGUUCACCACAGGAAAUGAAAGAAGAUACUGAGAUUAAAGAACAAGCUUCUAAUGGCAUUAUUCAGGAUAAAAAGUCUGACCAUGAAUAUCCAGAUGAAGAUGACAUAGGAGCAGUUGGGGGGAUAAAAUUUGACAGCCUGAGUCAAAAUUCACAAAUGGAGCAAAAUGGUUCUAGUGAUAUUUGUUACGAUGUAGUGCAAAAACAUGACUUACAUCUAAACCUCAGUAACUCACUUUUGUGUAAUGGCUUUCAUGUAGAAAACGAAUGUUCAAAAGUGUUGGACCAGAAUGAAGAUCUUGGUGUGUCUAAUUCAAAACCAUCCAGUGUAGCAAAUGGUGAAUGUACUGCUUCUCGUGAUGAUGAAGCAUUACAGUCUAGCAGCUCCUUCCCUGUAACAGCACAACUUAAAGAAGUAGUAUCAGCUGAUCACUUAGUUAAUGGCAAUGUUAAUCAUGUACUACUUCCCCAUAAUGCUAACGAAGAAGAAAUGUUAGAGAGACAAGUGGAACAAGAAAGAUUGAGAAAUGUAGAUGCAUUCUCACUUUUACGGCAUCGAUCGUACAACUUCAUUGUUAACAACUAUUGGUCUACAUUAAAAGAAGACAAAGCUGUUGAUACAUCAGAUUUGGAGAUAACAGAAGAUCCUAUGGGUCUUCAAGGCAUUGAUCUAAUCACAGCAGCUCUGUUGUUUUGCCUAGGAGACUCUCCCGGCGGUAGGGGGAUAUCAGAAAGUCGCGCUGUUGAUGUGUAUCACAUUGACUUUGGGACCCAAACAUUUUCUCUCCCAUCUGCUAUACUGGCCACGAAUACAAUGGUGGGGGAAAUAGCUUCAGCUUCUGCAUGUGAUCAUGCCAACCCACAGCUCUCAAAUCCAAGUCCAUUCCAGACCCUUGGACUGGAUUUGGUAUUGGAAUAUGUGGCUAGAUACCAAACAAAACAGCGUUCAAUGUUUACAUUUGUUUGUGGACAGUUGUUUAGGAGGAAUGAAUUUUCAUCGCAUUUUAAGAAUGUGCAUGGUGACAUUCAUGCUGGCCUUAAUGGCUGGAUGGAGCAGAGGUGUCCUUUGGCAUAUUAUGGGUGUACAUAUUCUCAACGAAGGUUUUGCCCUUCAACACAAGGGGCAAAAAUUAUUCAUGACCGCCACUUACGGUCAUUUGGAGUUCAGCCUUCUAUAUCCACAGUAUUAGUAGAACCAGCAAAAAGCUGCUUAAUUGGACUACACAAUGACCAUCUGAGUAGUCUACCUUUUGAGGUUCUGCAGCACAUCGCUAGUUUUCUAGAUGGCUUUAGUUUAUGUCAGCUUUCCAGAGUGUCACGUUUAAUGAGAGAUGUGUGUGGAAGCUUGCUUCAAGCACGUGGAAUGGUGAUACUACUAUGGGAGAAGAGAAAGUAUGCAGAUAGAAGUUCUUGGCAGAUAAAAGAAAAGGUUUGGCGCUUCAGUACAGCCUUCUGUACUGUGAACGAAUGGAAGUUUGCUGACAUCGUAAGCAUGGCUGACCACUUGAAGAAAUGUAGCUAUAAUGCUGUAGAAAGAAGAGAGGAGGCUGUUCCGCUGCCAUGUAUGUGUGUAACAAGAGAACUCACUAAAGAAGGACGUUCGCUGCGCUCUGUUUUGAAACCAGUACUUUAA
This is a messenger RNA of Nestor notabilis (Kea), 2399 nucleotides long. RefSeq names its product F-box protein 30 (gene FBXO30). Gene Ontology annotation, molecular function: zinc ion binding; protein binding; ubiquitin protein ligase activity. The coding region runs from base 123 to 2399 and encodes 758 amino acids. The transcript has 3 exons. The record is from RefSeq and is a predicted model, not a curated record. Lineage: Eukaryota; Metazoa; Chordata; Aves; Psittaciformes; Psittacidae.